GUCAUGUUAUCGAGUCAAUCGAUAAUCCGCUGGAGCUUUCCAGGAGCCCCACUUCUUGGCGCCCCACUGAUCUCCCCAAUCGGGACAGCUGAGCUCUGACGGGAAGGAAAGAGGCUGGACGGGAGAUGUCAUGAGAGAGUACCUAGGUAGGUACGGAGUACUGCAGCCGAGGACUGCGCCUGCCUUUUCUGAUAGAUAAAUGACAGCGAGGUCCUGCCUAAACCGUUCUCCCUCUCUCCCACUUCCUUCCAACAAUUUCCUUCCCCUCUUCCUCUCUCUCUCUCUCUCUCUCUCUCUUUCUCUCUCACCCACAUUCAUCCUCUUGUCUAGCAAUUAUUGACCAUCCAAUAUUGUUUCAUCUCUCCCAUCUGCUUAUCUCAUCUGCUCAUUUGUGAUCACCUUUUAACUCUGUCCACUAUUUUCAAAUCAAACUUCCAGAUCACCAUGAAGUACUCCCCUCUCGAAGUGGCCCUUGGCUUCCUGUCUACGGCUGCUGUCGUGGUAGGCCAGACCUAUACGGAUUGCAACCCACUCGAUACAACGUGCCCCGCGGAUACUGCUCUGGGCAAGUCUGCCAGUUAUGAUUUCACUCAGGGUGCCUCUUCGGAUUGGACUGCUACAGGCACAGUCACCUAUGAUAGCACCAAUGGCGCCGCUUUCACUGUCGCUAAGCAAGGCGAUGCUCCCCUGAUCCAGUCCAACUGGUACAUCAUGUUUGGGAAGAUCGAGUAUACCAUCCAGGCCGCCCCUGGAACCGGUAUUGUCAGCAGCGCCGUGCUGCAGUCGGACGAUCUCGACGAGAUUGACUGGGAAUGGCUGGGUGGCGAUGACACCCAGGUGCAGACCAACUACUUUGGUAAGGGUGACACCUCGACCUACAACCGUGGUGCCUAUAGCGCAAACGCUGGCAACCACGAUGGCUUUCACACCUACACGGUUGAGUGGACGAGCACCGAGACCAUCUGGCAGAUUGACGGCCAGACCAUUCGCACCCUGACUCCCGCCACCGCGGACACCAACCAGUACCCUCAGACCCCCAUGAUGGUCAAGGUCGGCAUCUGGGCCGGUGGCGAUCCUACCAACUCCGAGGGGACCAUUCAAUGGGCGGGCGGUUUGACCGACUACAGCGCCGGACCGUACACCAUGUACUUGAAGUCUCUCUCUGUUACCGACUACUCCACUGGCAAAUCCUACUCGUACGGAGACAAGACUGGAACCUGGGAAUCUAUCACCUCGGACGGAGGCCAGAUCAAUGGCAACGACGGAUCGGCGCCCGCUGUCUCGACGGUUUCAGCCCCGACGGUGACCUCGACUGACGAUGCUCCGGAACCUUGGAGUGGCACGCACAAGGAGACCUCGACCGCUUCGUCUCAUACCACCUGGCCCUGGGUUUCCACCACGUUGGCCUCUACCACGUCUCUCCCUACUAGCUGGACCUCUGGCACGGGGACUGUCCAGCCAGCUCCUGUGAGUGAGCACCUCCCCUCUACCUCGGCAUCUGGUUCUUCUGCUUCUACCAGCAAAUCAACCUCGACUGGUGCUGAAGUGAGCACCCUUGCCACCAACAGUGCGUCUGCUGCUGCCCAGAAUCAUCAAGCGUCGUCUUCGGCCACUGUUGCCCCAUCGACUGCCGGUGCAGACCGCAUGAUUGAGAUGCCCGCCACCAUGGGCGCACUGUGUGCACUCUUGGGCGUCACUUUCGCUUUCUUCUAAGCGAUUUUCUUACCUGGUUAUUGAACUAUCACUGGUUCGGACAAACAUUGUAUAUUUUGGUCCGACCCUGGAAUCCGGAAGUAUCAUGACGUGAUGAAAACAAAUUUUUUCCCCUAACCUGAGGAAAGGGAUUCUCUUGUAUAAUUUUUACUGCAGGGAUUGGCGUCGCCCUUUCUAGGGAGGAUUGUUUUAUUCUUUUUUUUUUUUUUUUUUACAGCCCACGCUCCUUGAUGUGCAUACGAACGGUUACGGUUGGUGUCGACACCGCUGUCAGUUAGCUGCUGACGUUCCACUGGCGAUUAUCU
Molecule: messenger RNA, 2018 nt
Organism: Penicilliopsis zonata CBS 506.65
Lineage: Eukaryota; Fungi; Ascomycota; Eurotiomycetes; Eurotiales; Aspergillaceae
Exons: 4
Coding region: 445-1713 (422 amino acids)
Biological process (GO): fungal-type cell wall organization; carbohydrate metabolic process
Cellular component (GO): fungal-type cell wall
Molecular function (GO): glycosyltransferase activity; hydrolase activity, hydrolyzing O-glycosyl compounds
Source: RefSeq, a predicted model, not a curated record